This is a messenger RNA of Pogona vitticeps (central bearded dragon), 2749 nucleotides long. NCBI's taxonomy places the organism in Eukaryota, Metazoa, Chordata, Lepidosauria, Squamata, Agamidae. The record is from RefSeq and is a predicted model, not a curated record.
GAGCGGCGCCUUUCAAAGACGUAUAGGAAGUGUUGAGGGGAGGUAUGGGCGAGGCUGACGUCAACAAGGUAGGGAUGUGUAGUGGGCCGGGCUUUAUAGAAAGUUGAGAAACUUCGCAGAACUCGUAAAUCUCAGGAAAAGUACAAGCUCCUUCUCCCGCCGCGCUUCUUGCUGGAGAAAUUGCCACGGCUCCUGAUUUCGGCGUGGUGGGUCGACGGGCCUUUCUUGUUUUCUACUUUUAUCGCGAGUUUGGGCUGGAGAGGAAAGAAAUCGCGGCUCGGGACUCUUCGGAGCCGGCCAGAAACUCCUGCCUCGCUCCCAGGACGUGAAGUCUCCGCGGUGAAAAAGUGAAGCGGACUGGCGCGAUCCUAGAGCGCCGGUUUACGAUGGUGCUGGCGCUUUGGCUGGCAUUUUGUGCUUGCUGGCUGGCAAAGGUUGAAUCUCCAGCAUUGAAACUUGACUGUGCUAGUGAUGAAUAUCCCACUGCUGGGCGUUGUUGCAGAAAAUGCCCUGCAGGUACUUACGUCAGAGAACAUUGCUUCACUCCGCAUACUUCAGGGUAUUGUAGGCCAUGUGAAGAAGGAGAAGACUACACGGAACAUGAAAAUGGUCUUGAGCAAUGCUUACCUUGUGACAAGUGCAAAUCCGGUUCCGAAACUGUGAGGCCCUGCACUACGAAGAGUAACACCAAGUGUCAGUGUUGUUAUGGCUACUACUGUCCUCCGAGCUGUGAAGAAUGCCUCAGGUGCAAGACAAAGUGUCCUGAAGGACAGGUGAUUGUGCAAAGUUGCAAUGCCACCACAGAUACAAAGUGUGGAUCACCAACUAAAGAAACAACAGAUGGCACAUCCAAUUGGAUUCCGAUCGUCACUUCAGUUGUUCCUGUUGUUCUUGUUCUUUUGCUUAUCCUAGGGAUCCUCCUAUAUAAAAAAAGGAAUGCUAUCUGUAAAAGUGAAGAAAAAGACUCUAAAAUUCAUUUGGUACGAGAUGUUAAAAAACCUAUGGUGAUAGUUAAAAAUUCUUCUUCCAAAGAGCUCAGAGACAUCUAUUUUAAUGUAAAGAACAUGGUGCUUCCACAUGACUGGAAUACGCUUAUGCGGAAAUGUGGCUUGUCGGAUGUAGACAUUGAUAAAAUUACCCGUGAUUAUCCCCAUGAUACUAAUGAACAAUAUCAUCAGAUGUUAAGGACUUUGCAAGAUAGAUUUGGAAUUGAAGGUGCCUUACAUAAAUUAUUAAAUGGACUAUGGGACAUGAAUCUCAAGACUUCUUAUGAAAAUAUAACAAAUGAAUUAGCAGACCAUAAUAUAAUAACAAUGGAGCCUGAAGAAUAAUUUUGGGUUUGUUAAAGAAUGUGACUGUAUUAAGAAAGAAUCAGCAAACUACAGACUGCUGGGAUCUGGUUUUACACGUGACCUUAAUUUAAUGCAUGCUGCGUUUUGCAGAAGAUAUGUAAACAGAAAACACAGCGGUUAAAUAUGGGACCAGAUCACUUUCUUUUUGAAAAUGAAAUUAUGCAUAUUUUAUAUGUGCAUUUCCUAAUAUCUAAACUGGACAGCAGUUGUACUAGAAAGAAAUGUUAUGCUUGAACUAGUUUGGAAAAUGAACUUGGGAUAGGAAACUUGAAUUUCUUUGUCAUCCUUUGUUCAGAAAAGGUUGAAGAAUGAAUGCACGCAGCAGGAAAUGAUGAAACUUGGCUGCCUUCCUGAUAUCGAAUAAAGUUGUUAGUCCUAAAAUGCAGCAGGAAGGACAGUAAUUAAAACAAUAUUUUAACUAGACACUGUUAUGAUAUCUGGAUAAAACAUCCUUUGAAAAAAACAUUGUGACCAAUUUUCAGUGUAACACCAAAAAAAUUUUUUUUACUUGAAUUGCUAAAUAUUUUUGUUCAGCAGGCUGCACGAGGCAUAAUAGUUUUUAGUUUGGAGUUGGAACUCUGAAGUAUAGGAUGAACAUCUCUACUCAUGGGGUUCCCCUCCUGGAACUGUCUAGUGAUUGCAGUGGAUCAAGGAAUUUGUUGUUACUUGAAAUUGAAUCCUAUAAAUACUGUUUACUUUUAUUUUCUUUCUUUUUUUUUUUACAAUUUCAGUUUUUGUUUUCCUUGAUAUAGUAUUUUCUUUUAUUAGUCUUUUCUAAUAAAAUACUUUAAAAGCUUUUGUUCAUAUUCUUAGUUUUCUCAGUAAAUGGAAAAUUACAGUAUGUCAAACGUAAUCUGAAAGGAAAACUGAUGAAAUGUUUCUAGUAUGCCUACUCCCCUCUAAUCUCCAGCAAGCUUCAACAUACGUUGUCUUAUUUACUUACAGCCGUUAAAGGCAGUGGUGAACGUGGUGUGUCACCUGUCAAAAGUGGCAAUGUGGCCAUUUCCCCCAUUGUCUCUGAGAUGCUGUUAUAUCGUCUUUACCUCUCUGUGCUGCUACCCAAAAUACAGUCACCCUGAAAACCUGCACUGAGUUUGCGGCUGCCAUUCAAACUUUUGAGCAGGGAUUCCUUCCCUUGAAUUAUCCUUAUCACCACACCAGGCAAACAGCCAGUGUUCUCUUUUAAAGUGCGAUUUAUUUCUUUUUUUAUUUUUGUGAAACAUAGCUUUGUUCAUUUUGGUAAUAUUGUAUAAACUGUGUGUCAUAGCACUGACCAGCUUCUUAUACAGUAUUAGUGUAUUAUCUUUGAACUGCUAUCUAUAAAAUAAUGAGCAGAGUUAUAGACCAAAAAGAAUUUUAUUUUUUAAAACCACACUCUUAAGAAAUAAAAAGUGUUA